ACACAAGGCUACCUCCCGCUUCUCUCUCCUACAAAACAAAAACACCGAAAUUCGCUCCCAUCAAAACAAAAAGCCAAACCCUAAUUAAAUCCUUUCAUUCAUCUCCUUUAACAAACACCUCCUCAUAAACAAUAUCCAUUUAUUCUUUUCCUUCUAUCUUUAGCUUUCAGUUUUCACUCCUGUAUGUUAAUAGUAAUUAUAUUAUAAUAAUUAUUGUUGUAAAUAUGGAGAGUCAAGAAGUAUUAGAGAGUAGAAUGGCUUUUCAUGGUAGUAAUAAUGGAGUUAAUGGUUUAGAAUCGAAAAAAUCCGAGAAUGGUAUGGUGGUUGUUGAGAAUUUGGAGGACUUCGAGUUUAUAGAUGAUUUCGAUACGAUGAUGGACGAAGUAGAUGACCGGCUUAGGAUUUCACGAAUGGUGAGUGAUUCCAUUAUUAAAGGGAUAAUUAGUGCUGUUGAACAAGAGGCCGAGGAGAAAGUUAAAGUGAAAGAGUUGGAGAUUGAGAGCCUAAAGAGGGCUUCUGCGAACGUGGCAGAUGUCGAGGUUGAAGGACUUGCGGGUCUUGAAGGUUUUCGUGUGAAAAGUGAUGAAAUGAAAGAGGUUGCUACAGAUGAGUUUAAAAGGCUUAGGAAACAAAUUGAGAGUGUAAGGGGUUCUAAAAUUAAAAGAAAUGGAUCGUGUCAUGAAAUGGUGGGGUUGGGUGGUAUUCUGAAGGACUGGUAUGACUUAGAGAAAACCGUAGAUGGUCUUGAGAUGAUGAUGAAGGAUAUGUCUGAUUUCGUAGAUUCGGUGCUUGUGUUUUCUGAGACGUCAGUCAGUGAAUGUCAACAUGAGAAAGAUUUGAAAGGAGAAGUCGAAGAUAUGGUGAUUCAGAGUUCUAUUAAAUGCAUCCGGGAAGAGUUUGAGGAGGCGGGAAGGCAAAAUGUAGUUUUGGCUGAGAAAUUUGGUAACAUUUCCGAGCUAAGAAAUGAGUUAGAAUCGUUGAAAAAGUUGCUACCGAGUGGUGACUCGGGGCAUUUAAUAUCUCAUAGUUCUUUUGAUGUUGAAAAUACUCGUGUAAACCCGUUGAGAAGUGAGUUGUCUUCAAGAUGGGAGGAGAAUGGGGAGUUAAGUGACUGUAAACCUCCUGUUUCCGAUACUUUUGAAGCUAAUAAGUUUAGCCACUUGAAUAGGGAGGAAUUGGUACAACAUUUCAGUAACACAAUAUCAGAGAAAAAGAGGCAACAUGAAGCAGAGAUGCAUGAGCUAACGGAUAAAUACAUAAAUUUGAAGGGGAAAUACCUCAGCGAAAGAAGGUCUCUUAUCUUGCCUAAGGACUUUGAAGUAUUAAAGAGGAAGAUUCCGGCCGUCGUUUCUAAAUUAGAUGGCAUUCUUUCUGAAAGCGAUGAGUUUAUUGGAAAAGGUGAUUGUGUUGCCAGCCUUAACAUCAUUUUAAAAGAAAACCGCCAACUAAGAGACUCGCUUGUUGCUAAGACGAAUGAAGUGAAACAUCUAACAUCCCAACUUUUGGCUGUUUCCGAGGAAAACGGUAAAUCAUUACUGGCAGAUACAUUUGUAGAAGCUUCUACUGUGGAAGAUGUUUACAAAUGUGUUAUACUGGAGCUAAAUUGCCAAAUUCAAGAAGUUAAAGAAGAAUCAGAGCAAAAAGUUUUCGCACUGCAGGAUAUUUAUGAGGUUCUAAUGGAAAGUGCUACCAUCAGUGCGAUCAAAGAUACAUCUAUGGAAUUUUUAUUUAGGCAAGAACUAUUGGAGACUGUGUUCAAAGAAACUAUUACUGAUGUUAAGCAAUAUUUUGAGAAUAUGCGCAAAGAAUACAUUACCACAUGUGAAAAUUUUGUUUCCCUUGAAAAGAAGGCUACAGGAAUGGAGGUCGAACUGAUAUUGGAAGCUGAAGAGAGAGAAAAGUUAACGAAUGAAAUGCAUUUGCUUAGAAACCUAAUGGAAGAGAAAGAAACACUAGCUAGGGACGAGCUUAAUAAUUUAAGAAAGCAGGCAAGUUGGCAGGAAACACUGAUGUCGAAGACUAAUAAGGAGUUGGAAGAUAUGAGUGACGAGUUGUCAAAAGCACGGGAAAAGCUUUUAUCUGAUAAAAUGGAAAUAGAUUCGCUGAACCAGAAGCUUCUGCUAGCAAUGGAGGAGAUCAAAGCUUUAAAUGAUUAUAAGAACAUGGUUCAUGAUCUUUCUCAGGAGAAACAUGGCUUUGCGUCACUGCUUGAAGCAAAGGAGAAAGAGCAUAGGAAGCAAAUGGAAGCGGUAGUUGUUCUCGUUGAUGAAAUAUCAACAAAGUUUGGUGAUUUUGAAGGCAUGGUGACAAGGGAUAUUUCUAGUAAUAAAAUCAGGUUGGAAAAUUCUGUAUCGGAGUUGAGUUCUCUCAUCAAGGCAGCUAAUAUACUUAACAGCACGGGGAACCUACACAAACAGAAGCUUGAAAGGAAAUGUCGUGACCUUAAAAUGGCAGAGGAUGAGGUUGAUCUUUUGGGCGAUGAAGUUGAUAAACUUUUAGACCUUCUUGAGAAGAUAUAUAUUGCUCUUGACCAUUACUCGCCGGUCUUGCAACAUUACCCUGGGGUUAUUGAAAUCUUAGAGCUGGUUAGGAGGGAAUUAAGUGGUGAAUCUUUAAAAGCACAUUGAGGAAUCCUUUAGUAAGAUACUCUCGCUUGUGAGACAUGGCUAGGUUUGUUGAAGGCUUGGAGCUUUUUUGGUUUUCGCCAAAGUAACUAUUGGGAUCAAUGAGUCUAGAAGACAUGAGUUGGGGAUGUACAUGGUCUAUAAUUGUGAAAAGUAGUGAAUUGAAUCUUAGCCUUAUGCCUGUGAGUCUAUGAGAUAGCUGAAGGUUGAAGCAUAUUUUUGCACAUGUAUCUCACACACAUACACACGACGUAUACUGCACUAGUGCACGUCACUGUUUCAUUUAUUUUUUCCUUUUUUGCACCCGUAAUUAAUGGCUUCUUGUAUAUACACAUUAACUUUUGUUCCUCAUGUAAUCAUGUCCUAGCUAGACUUUGGAUUUUGGUGCUUAGACUAAGCAUUGUUCAAAAACCAUAUUAAUCUAAAUCAUUGUAAGUAGCCAAUGCCAAUGUUGGUAUUAUAUA
Erigeron canadensis is the source of this 3088-nucleotide messenger RNA. RefSeq names its product WPP domain-associated protein. The coding region runs from base 225 to 2627 and encodes 800 amino acids. The transcript is spliced from 6 exons. The record is from RefSeq and is a predicted model, not a curated record. NCBI's taxonomy places the organism in Eukaryota, Viridiplantae, Streptophyta, Magnoliopsida, Asterales, Asteraceae.